This is a messenger RNA of Hypanus sabinus (Atlantic stingray), 9305 nucleotides long. RefSeq names its product C1q and TNF related 12 (gene c1qtnf12). The transcript has 9 exons. The record is from RefSeq and is a predicted model, not a curated record. Bases 781 to 1836 code for a protein of 351 amino acids. NCBI's taxonomy places the organism in Eukaryota, Metazoa, Chordata, Chondrichthyes, Myliobatiformes, Dasyatidae. Gene Ontology annotation, molecular function: hormone activity.
CCCUCGGCUCGGGCUUCACAGCCUCUCAUCUCUUUCCCGCGGCGAUCUAUUAAAAGAGUCACUCUCGGAGGGAGCGGGUCGCCGCCUCUGCUGCUGAUAAUGGAUUAAACAGACUGCACACAGGCUCGGUGGGAGCUGUUUCACCGCUCUCCACCUCCUCCACAAACAAGGAGCGAGCGAUCGGAGGCAUGUGAGAAAUUCCUAACCACCUCCCCCCCCCCCCCCCCGCCCACCAGGAGCUGUGCACUCCUGUCGUGCGGAUGGUCAAGUUAUUGGGAUCCAAUCCUUGACAUCUGAUGGUCAAUUUCCUUUGAGAGGAGGAUUAAUGUUCGCAGGCAGAUUAUUACUUUAAACAGAACCCCCCCCCACCUUCCCCCUCUUUAACAAGGAUCGGAAAGUGCACAGGAUUAAAGGCACCGACCCCGGGCUCGGGAGAGGGUGCUGGGGGGUGGAAUGUUUCCCGAGGGGUGUCUGCAGUCUGCCAGAGCGGGGACAUCCGCACUCUGCUGGCGGGAGCGGGAGCGGCCGCUCAGCAAAACGGCAGUGUAGACGAUAACUGACCUGGGUUUUGCCAACCGGGAUCAAUCCGGCACCCCAUCCCAUCUACGAUAUAUAUAUUUUUUUUAAAAGCUCCGACGUUUCCCUCAAAGCAGCGUUUAUUUUUGACGUUGGCCGCCGUGAGCCGGUGUUUUGCUGGCGGAUGCCUCUGAUUCACCCGCGUGUGAGCACGGCACAUCUCCCCGCAGCUUGGCGUUGAAGUGCAGCCGCUUGGCGCUGACAAUGAGAGGCUGGAGAGCGGCGAUCUUGACCACCAUCCUGUGGCAUCAGCUCGCCGUGUACAGGCAGGCGAGCGCCAGGCGAUCGCCGAGGUUAAACCAGCACACCGAGCCCUUCAACACCACGCUGAGCAACAGCGAAGAGGGUUUUACCCUCCAGACCCCCUCUCCCAGGCCGGAGGGUGGAAGAACAGGGCGUGGAGAGCUUCCUGACUUCCGACGCCAGUGCCAGUCCUUGGCCAGCCAACAGGUGGCACCCUCGUUGCAGGGUGAGACGACCCAUCUCCCAGAAAAUCGAGAGCAUCGUCCGGUGGACCCACAUUCAUCCUGGAUUAAAUUUGUACAACGAGAUGGAGCCAAGAAAAACAAGAAAUGCAGACCCAACCGGAAAAGAGUAUUGCCAAGCCUCUCCGGCCCCCCCGGACCUCCAGGACCACCGGGACCCCCCGGGCCAGCAGGGGCUGCCAUCACUCAGGAGAUACUGAUGCGUGAAUUCAAAGCAAUGGUACGAGAAGAAGCAGAGAGACGGGCAGCUAUUCUGACUGAAGUGCAGGCACCAACUUCUCUCUCGUUUCAAGACGUCCAUCCAUACAGAAGAGUAGAGGAAGCUUUUCAUUGCAAACUGAAGGGGACAGUUACUGUGGACAAGAGAACUCUGCUGGAACUUCAGAACUUCCAGGCGCCACUUGCAAAAGGAGCAUUCCUGAGGGGAUCUGGGAUGAAUCUGUCCACUGGGCGAUUUACAGCACCAGUCACUGGCAUCUACCAAUUUUCUGCCAAUGUGCACAUUGAUCACAGUGAAAUGAAGAGCAAAGGUCCCCUCCGGCCAAGAGAUAAUGUGCACGUUCUCAUCUGCAUUGAGUCACUCUGCCAAAGGAAUACUUCCCUUGAAGUUAUAGCUGGCCUGGAGAGCAACAGCAAAAUAUUCACAGUCUAUGUGCAUGGGUUACUUCAGUUACAGGCCGAGCAAUAUACAUCCAUAUUUGUGGACAACAGUGCAGGAGCGUCAAUAUCUAUCCAGAGUGGAUCUGAUUUUAUGGGCAUACUUGUUGGUGUAUAGCAAGACGUAUCCUACUAAGAAACAGACCGUAAUGCAAGCAUUUUGGCUAUCUUAACUAUUAAGAUUUUAAAAUGUGAGAGAGAGACUGACGUACUGUUGAGGAGAAAUAAAACCGGUGGGAUUUUACCAUCAAUAGUUCUCCCUUUGUACUUUGCCAUCUAAUCUUCGUCUAUUUACGUUGAUCGGUAUUUCGUUACAAGUGUUUUACUUCAAAAAUGCACACAAUGCCUAACUAUAAGAAGAGUCUUCAUCAGCAGCAUUGAACUGCAACAUAUAAAAGUGAUUGUAUCCAUUGGGGCAACACAGCAGAAAGGUGUGUAUUAAACAUGAAGAACAGAAAGCUAAUUUUUUGAAUGAAAUGCUGCCACGUUGGUUCCAAGUUAUUAUGUGCUCAGUGCUAUAGUAUGUCUUCAGCUUGAACACAGAGCUUUUCCAGCGAAUUCAAGAUGUUUCAGUGGACACUAGAUUCUGAGACGGUAUCAUUACGAUGUUUGAACUGCCUGAUGUGGCCCAAGAGUUGUACAGGAACUCUGAACAGAAGAAAAGUUUCUACAGGGAGCCGAGAAAGAAACACACGAGAGUCUCGAGCGCGAGGUACAAUAAUUCCUGGGGACAAAUUACAUUUUGCGAUGGAAGUAAUUAGUUUACUGUAACUACAACUUCUGACAUUUUGAAUUAGUUAUGAGGAGUGCAACCUUAUAUAAAGGUAAUACCUGGAUUUGGAAGUGGUGUUGCAAGCAAGUUCUGUUCUCGAAAGGGAAAUCAAGCAUGUUUUUCCAUCAUUUAAAUGCGUGAUGCUCUGACGUAAUUUCAGUUUUGAAUGAGAUCUUUGAUAUAUAACAUCUGCCUAUCUUUGUAUAUCUUAUUUUUAAUCUUAUGUGUUACGUAUAGCCCAUUGAAUCUACUGUGGUGGGAAUGCCAAUGUUACAUAUGUCAGUCAAACACAAACUGACACUCAAAUAAGGGAUUCCACAGUUAUCUGUUGCACUAUAAGAUAACACUGUAUUAUCGCUUCCCGAAAAAAUAUACUCAAAAUGCUCUCCAAGGAAACACUCUCUUCUAUUUUUGCAUAAAUGUUAAGUAUCCAUAAAAAAGUUACAAACAAAAUUAUUGGUUAAAAAUAACUUACAACUUUGACUAUAAUCGUUGAGUUUUUGAUGCCUUUAUUUACAUAUAAUUACCUGUAGAUGUUGGCCGCCGGAUCAUUUUACCUCAGAAAAAUUGCAACUUUAAAUGAUAAUCACUGAUAGAGCUGGGGGCUCACAAAUCCUCACUGAUUCGAUUUGAUGCAAGUGAUGCGUUUCACUGUACGUUUGCAAGAAACGUAACAAAUAGUGCUAAUUAUCUGUCACACGUACAUUGCUGUCUGUUGUUAUUUGUCAUCCAUAUCAAUGAUCUGGAUGAUAAUGUGGUAAACUGGAAUUUGUGGAUAACUCCAAGAUUGGGGGGUGCAGUGGACGGCAAGGAAAGCUAUCAGAGUUUGCAGCUGGAAAAUGGCAGAUGGAAUUUAAUGCAGACAAGUGCUAGGUGUCGCACUUUAAGAGGACAAAAUCAAGGUACCAAGUGGCAGUAAGCCACUGAUGAGUGUGGUAGAGUAGAGGAAUCUGGGAAUACAUAUCCAUAAUUCCUUGAAAGUAGCGUCACAGGUAGAUAGGAUCAUAAAGCGAGCAUUUGGCACAUUGGCCUUCAUAAUUCAGAAAACCGAGGAUGUUAUGUUGGAGUUAUUUAAGACAUUAUUAGGGCCUAAUUUGGAGUACUGUGUACAGUUUUGUUCACCUACCUGCAGGAAAGAUGUAAAUAACAUUGAAAAAGAGCGCAGAAAAAAAUUACAAGGGUAUUACCAGGAUUUGAGGAGCUGUGUUAUAGGGAAAGAUUCAAUAGGCUAGGGCUUCAUUCCCUAGCGAAUAGGAGAAUGAGGGGAGAUUCGAUAAAGGUAUUCAAAUCAUGAGGGGUAUGGAUAAGGUAAAUGCAAGCAGGCUUUUUCCACUGAGGUUGGGUGGGACUAGAACUAGAAGUCAUGGGUUAAACAUGAAGGUUGAAAUGUUUAAGGGGAGCAUGAGGGGGAACUUCUUCACUCAGAGGGUGGUGAGAGUGUGGAACGAGCUGUCAGCAGAAGUGAUGGAUUUAAGAGGAAUUUAGAUAGGCACAUGGAAGGGAGGGGUAUAGAGGUUUGUGGUCUGGGUGCAGAUCGAUGGGACUAGGCAGAAUAAUAGUUCAGCAUGGAUUAGAUGGGCCAAAGGGCCUGCUUCUGUGUUCUAUCACUCUAUAAUUACUUGUUAAUCUUGCAAUCUUUGUGCCUAUGUAACUGCCAGUUCGGGUACCUUACAGUUUCAGUGAACGCAGUCUGUCCCUCAGAAUCUGCUGGAAGGUGGAAGAAGUCUGGUUUUCUCAUCAUUGGAAGAGUGUCUCCACUCUCUGCAAAAAAAGUAAUCUUUGAAACGAAAUACUGAAUUCUUAAAGCUUUUAUUGCAGGCAAAUGGUAACCUUUAUACCAGUUCUAAAAAUGGCUCUAUGUGCUCCUGAUAGGCUGCUUCAGAAGGAGUGCUACUGCUUCUUUCCCCCCUGAUAAAUUUAUUUCACCGCUUCUGGCCUACAGGUUUAACCUGCUGCCCAAAAAUGCCAUCAGCUACCACCUCAUAUAGUUGUAAAAUAACCCAUUCCCAAACUCACUGAAAACUAACCUGGGACCAUCGGUGUUAAUAUGUGUUGAGAGCAGUUUCCUAUGUCACGCUCCACUGAUAUUGCAGAAAGGUGAUCAGCCAGAAUGAUUAUCUGCUUCUCUUUCCACUGGUGCUGCCUGACCUGCUGAGUAAUUCCUGUGUUCUCUGAUUUUAUUUCAGAUUUCUAACAUCUGCAGACUUUUGCUUUUCAAUCACUGAUUUACAAGCAUUGACUCUGAUGCACUUCAGACUUGCUGGGUUAAAACUUGGGCAUUAUUUUCAAGCCUGGUGAUAUUGACUGUGUAGUGCUUCUCGUAUCCAUUCCUUUUUCCAUCUCUAAUGCACGAUUUACACUGACACACAGUCACCACUUUAUUUGGUACCCCCGGUGCCUAAUAAAGUGGCCAUUGAGUGUAUGUUCAUGGUCUUCUGCUGCUGGAACCCAUCCACUUCAAAGUUUGAUGUGUUGUAGGUCCAGAGAUGCUCCUCUGCACACCACGGUUGUAACGCGUGGUUAUUUGAGUUACUGAGAACCUCUUGACUUUGUCUGCAUACUGUUGUGCAUGGAGUUGCUAACACAUAAUUGGCUGUUUAGAUAUUUGCAUUAACAAGCGGGAGUACAGGUAUACCUAUUAAAGUUGCCAUCGAGUGUAUGUCCAAUAUUUUGACUCUUCCUCUAUCUCUCUCUCUCUCUAAAACUCCUGCCUCUGUCUCUUUCAUCAGCUGAGUUGUUCCACUGACUCAAGAUGAAGAUGGUUCAGUUGCUUCCUCUGCACUGAGCCAAGUCUGUGGCCUUUUAUUUCAAGGAUGGUGUUGUGCUCAGGAUUCUGUGCAUUUAACUUCAGCACCGUUGAGGAUUGUAAAUCAAUAUUACUUGAAUCUGGAGACUCUCAGCCUAAGACUCACCCCUCCAGCAAACCUUGCUCUUAUUUGUCACCAUAUCAGGCCAGAUCACAACCAGGAUUUGGGCACAUUUGGCCCAAGUUUCCCCCUCUGACUUUGUCACAUACCUUCAGAGUCAGAAGACUGCCUGGCCCAAAUACUGCAGCUCUAUUAUAAAUAAAAUGACUUUGUGUUGACAUUGCUGUUGUAAAUGGACCCAAAAUUUAUUUCAUUGUCAGCUCUGCGCUGACCUUGUCUCCAGGCACAGUGGUUUCAAUUUUAUCUUCAGUCAUCAGCCUGUCUGCCUUCGAAUUCCCACAUGGAACACGAGUUGUUUUUGUUUUACCCUCGAUGUGAGUUGGCAUCAAGCCCUGGUCCUAGCCACAGAGGAGAGCAAUGUUUGUGAGCAGUCCCUUGUCUGAGGACCAGCCUUGCCACAAGCCUCUGGCCAUAAGAGGUGCAGCCAAUCGGAAAGUUGUGGGACAAAUCUUCGCUUUUGCUAAUUUUGUAGCCAAGAAUUGCGGUGUUUUUGAACCAGGAAAUGAAAACCUUGCUUCCACAUUUGUGUUUAAAGCUCUUCUAUUUUUUAAGCCUGUUUCUACUAGAGCCUUUUUAAGUCCUGCUUUUGAUAUUUGUGUCCCGAUCUCUCCCUGCUCCUCCCGUCUCUGUUUAUGUUUUUGCUGUUACUGAUUUAGGAUUCUGUCUCUCUCUAUUUCCUUCUGCCCCUCUCCUUUGUUUCACAUCUCUCUUGACUUAUCCUCUGUUUGUUUUAGUCUCGUGAUCAUAGGACCGUGGAAAGUCGUGGUACAAAAAGAGACAAUCAGCCUGUGCAGUGUGGUUAAAAUGAAAGCCUUUGUGGUCUGUAAUUUAUGUCCAUUCAAAUUUCUAAGCCUGUCUAUUUUUGAGUUCUCCUCUGCAGGCUAUGUUUCUAUUUUCUUUGCUUUGCUGAUGUUUAUUAGACCCUGCUUAUAAUCCUUUCAAAUCUCACUGUGCCCUGUCCAGCAAUGCCUCCAUUUGACGGACCCUCUAUUCAGCAGAAUCAGGUGCUGGAGGCUGCUCCCUGCCACCCUCAUUCCAAAAUUCCAAGAUCCCAUUACAGUAUGGGACGUCUUCCAAUUCCAGUUCCAGCCUCCCAUAACAGUCACAUCGCUACGACAUCCACUCUCUUUUCAAAUUGUUUUGAGAGAAAAAAGGAGAAACCCAUAGAUUCUAUAGGUAAAGGUCAGGAUGUCCUCUAAACCUUGCGCUCAGCAGCGAAACACAUCUCUGUGGAGUAAAAGUAUCCAGCCUGAGGUCAGCUUUGAAGUGCCACUGAACAACAGAAGGUGGAAAACCCAGUGAAAGAAUUGCAAUGUGCAAAAUAAAACACAGCUGGUAAUCCUAAUUAUAAAUGUGUGCUUUAAGUAUUAUUUUUAAACUGUUAAUUUGGACAUUAUGAAUUUCAGUUACUGUGAAAGAGGUGGUGAGUGAUUAUACCUUGGAAAUGCAUUUUGGGUAAUCAAAGUGGUUCACCAACAGAGUUACUAUCCAUUUCUUGCGCAGGGGAUGUUCAACUGUAAAUGUUUACAUGUCAAAAGUUAGUGAGAAAUAUUAUCAACCGAAUGUUAACCUGUGGUUAUGAAGUUCACAUAUAGUUAAAGUAAUCACGCUAUGAUGAUGGAAUUUGGUUCCUAUUUUAAUGACCGUGCACAGUACUGUUGAGAAGUCUAGGCACCCUAGAUUUUUUACAUAGUUUCAAAUGGUUUGGCUUCCACAGAGCCUUGAUCUCAACAUCAUUCAGGCUGUCCAGGAUUAUCUGGAGAGACAGAAGCAAGCGAGACAGCCAAGGUCAGCAGAAGAGCUGUGGCAAGUUCUCCACGAUGCUUGGAACAACCCACCAGACAAUUUUCUUAUGAAACUGCACGACAGUGUACCUAAGGGAAUUGGUGCGGUUUGAAAGGCAAAGGGUGGUCACACCAAAUAUUGAUUUAAUUUAGUUCUUUUUUUUACUGUUCACUGCUCUUUAUUGUCAAUUUUUUUGAUAUUUAGAAACUUCUUGUUUCAAUCAUCUUCAUUUUUCAGAUUUUUUUUACAGGUACCUGAGACUUUGGCACAGUACUGUAUAACAUUUAUGUAAUAGCUUUCUUUAUUAGAUUGUUACAGCCACCUGUAGGGGUUGCCAGGGGUGGCAUCACGUUUGCUAACACUUAUUUAGCCAGCUUUGUGCCAACAGCCUGCAUGAGCACUAACAAUAACCACCGUAGGCAUCAGCUGCUUGGAAUUUCCAAACACACAUCGGCAAUAGAAAGCUCUUCAACUUUGUAAUACAUGUAGGGGAGCCCAGCAGGUGGGUGUAAGUAAUGCCAGGGCACUAUUUCAAAGAGGUGCAGAUUUGGGGGAUUGGGAGGGUUGGUUGUGUGGGGGGGUGCUGGACACUCCUAAGUUUCUGGUUAAAUAUUACCCCUCAAGCAACAUCACUAAGGCAUGAUUUUUUUAAAUGUUACGUCACUGUUGUUUGAGGGAUUUGUGCAUUGCCCACGGUGUCCCUUGUAAUUGGGCAUAAUGAACUUCUGAACCUGCUGGAGUGAUGAGAGAUACCACACAAGUGCAAAUGGUUUCCAUCUUCCCGGCUGGAAACCACACUUCCACGGAGAUCCAGUGGGCUGGUGCCUUGUAUCCCUGAAGAGUUCGGUUUCUGGCCUAGUUUUCAGGUCACUUCUGAGAAGGAACUCACAGUAAAGUGAGGCACAAAUCCCCAUUUCACCUUGUGGACAUGAGUGGCCCUUAUGAGCUGGUUUAGUGGUGACCUCAUGUUGUCAGUAUGGCUGACAUAAUAGGGCCCUUGAAAAGUAAAACAAUGCAGACGCCACAAAUGUGAAAUAAAAACAGAAGAAUGCAAAUACUUAGCAGGUCAGGUUGCGUCAAAGUAGAGAGGAAUAUGGUAUAGUUUCAGAUUGAGCCAGUUUCCAUGAGGGGCCAUUGUGUUGUUUCUCUGUCUAAUUUUCUGUUUUAUGACCAAGUUCUAACCCCCUGCCAGUGUGACGAAGGCUAGAACCUUUGGGGAAAUUUUGAAUGAAUAUUUGUUGUUCAGUAGCAAAACCAAUAGCAAGAUGAAAUGCAGAGGAAUUGAAUUGAUUAGUAAAUAAGGGUUUUUUUGUGGUUCAAGCUGAUGGGUUGCAAGAGGUAACAUUAAGAUACCAUUACAUAGGGAUAUUAGAAAUCAGAAAACUCAGAAGCCUGCACCACCAUCCAAUCGGAUAAAGGCAAGUCUGACUCAGUUCUGGUUUCCUGCCAGAUCCCCAUAAACUUUGUCUCCAUUUUAGAUCGAAAAACCAUCUCAGCCUUGGAUUAUUUGACCUCCACAGUUGUCUGGAAUAAAAACAAAAUUCUAAAGAUUUUAAAACUCUGAGAGAGAGAAAAAAAAUCUCCUCGCCUACAUUUUAAAGUGUGACCUCUUACUCAGAUACCAUGCCUGUAGGUAAAGAUCCCUCAAGGGGGAAACGGGGUCAGAGCACCAACCCAGGCAAACCUCCCUUAGAUUCCAAAAUGUUUCUGUGAGAUCACAUUGAGAAUACUGUCCGGCCCACUCAGUGUUUCUGUAUAAGGCAACCCUCUAAUCCCAGAUGGCAGCAAUCAAUGCCACACAUGAUUUCAUGGGCAAUUCCCAUUAUUUGUUGACUUAAAAGAAUUUAUAAUGGGCUUGCAUGGAGAAAUAAGGUGACUAAUGUAUUAUACAUAGAUAUAUUUAUUCUUCACUACAUUCUCACUUGCCAAAAUGUAUCUGUGUUCUAUACAUGCACAUGUAUAAAUUCAUCUGUAUACCUUUAUGUAUUUUGAAACUCCUUAAACCAUUUACUUUAUCCAUGAAUUUAUUAUAUGAAAUAUUUCAAAUAUAUAAUUUUGUCUUAUGUUUCACAGGCUUUGAUUUCUAAAUAAUUUCUGCUACAA